CGCGAGUCAGUCGACGAUCUACCGGCGAGUAGCGCGGACGCGUCGGUCGCGAUACGAUUUCCCGGAAAGGUGAAGCAGCGAUCGGUUGGCAGCGCGGCGCCGCGGCUCGCGAGAUUCCUUCCCAACGGUUGGCGCGGCGCACACGUCAUCGUUGUCGCGCGUGCUACGAGGUUCGUGCGAGGCUGCGAGGCUGCGAGGCUGCGAGGCUGCGAGGCUGCGAGGCUGCGAGGCGUCACCGCCACUCCCGCGCGCCUUUCACACUUUUCCCCGUUCGAUCCAUCGGCCUGCUCCAUCUCUGCUCAGGUCGCUCGAGCUGUCGUCGCCCCUCCACACCUCGCUUAGUGUAGUCGCCGUCGUUUGCCGUCGCCGCCGCCGCCGCUGCCGCUGCCGCUGCUGCCGCCGCCGCUGCCACCGCUGUCGUCGUCGACGUCGUAGUCGUAGUCGUAGUCGUGUCAUCGUCGGUCUCAUCUUUGUUCUCGUCGUUGUCGUCGUCAUCGUCGUCGUUGCCGCCGCCGCCGUCGCCGCCGUCGUCGCCGCCGCUGCCGUCGUCGUCGUCGUCGUCGUCGUCCGUCGUCGUCGUCGUCGUCGUCGUCGUCCCGGUGUUCGAGCAGCGCCGCGGCGGUUCCCCUCUAUUGAUCGAAUUUGACCUGCGAAGUUUCCCCUAGCGCGUGUGUGCAGUAUAGUGGCGGCCGGUAGUGGCUCUCUCGCGCUCGUGUUUCCGAGUCCGGUAGUGCGAUUCGAUUAAUCGCGAGCAGCCUCGGUAUGUCUUUGCCAACGGCUUGCACGCGGUUCAGUGACAAUUACGAUCUAAAGGAGGAACUCGGCAAAGGUGCCUUCUCCGUAGUUCGACGAUGCGUGCAAAAGAGCACCGGUCACGAAUUUGCUGCAAAAAUCAUUAACACCAAAAAACUCUCGAAUAGAGAUUUCCAAAAACUCGAACGUGAAGCGCGGAUAUGUCGAAAACUGCAACAUCCAAAUAUUGUAAGAUUACACGACAGUAUACAAGAGGAGAAUUUCCAUUAUCUUGUCUUUGACCUAGUCACCGGCGGAGAACUCUUCGAGGACAUCGUCGCCCGGGAAUUCUACAGCGAGGCGGACGCCUCGCACUGUAUUCAACAAAUCUUGGAAAGCGUUCACCACUGCCACCAUAACGGAGUUGUGCACCGUGAUCUGAAACCCGAAAAUUUACUUCUCGCGAGCAAGGCGAAAGGGGCGGCUGUGAAAUUAGCGGAUUUUGGUUUGGCAAUCGAGGUGCAAGGUGAAGCGCAGGCAUGGUAUGGUUUCGCUGGAACGCCCGGCUACCUCAGUCCGGAGGUGCUGAAGAAGGAACCCUACGGGAAACCAGUCGACAUAUGGGCGUGCGGUGUCAUACUGUACAUCCUCCUGGUCGGUUACCCACCCUUCUGGGACGAGGAUCAGCAUCGGCUCUACGGACAGAUCAAGGCCGGAUCGUACGAUUAUCCGAGUCCAGAAUGGGACACCGUCACCCCGGAAGCCAAGAAUCUUAUCAAUCAGAUGCUGACGGUGAAUCCAGGAAAGAGGAUCACUGCCAGCGAGGCAUUGAAGCAUCCAUGGAUUUGCCAACGUGAGCGUGUUGCAUCUGUGGUGCAUAGACAAGAGACCGUGGACUGCUUGAAGAAAUUCAAUGCAAGGCGCAAGUUAAAGGGCGCUAUAUUGACGACCAUGCUGGCGACGCGGAACUUUUCCAGUAAGUAUGAUACACAGGGUCGAAGCAUCAUCACGAAGAAGGGCGAUGGUUCUCAAGUGAAGGAAUCCACCGAUAGCAGUACAACGAUCGAAGACGAUGAUGUAAAAGAGGAUAAGAAGGGCGGCGUCGACCGGAGCAGCACGGUCAUUGCCAAAGAACCCGAAGGUACACCUUCGAGCAACUCCGCGACAAUGUCCGCGUUCGCCAAGGCGGUCGGUGCGGCUACAACCAUGACGAACAAACUACCCUCGAACCAGAUUCAGAGUACGAGCAACCCCCUCGGAAUUGCCGCGGUUCUCCUUCAAGGGGCCCAAGCUGGCAGCGCAGGAGGCGGUAGCAGCAGUGGUAGCAGCAACAACAGCCAGAACAGCCAGGUCGGCGCAUCGCCGUCGUCGCCAGCAGCCAGUGUCAAUCACCCGACGAAUGACAGCAACGAGCCGAUAGCAGGAUCGCGACCUCGUCAGGAUUCCUCGUCCACUGACAUAAGAAUCGUGUGUCCUAUCAAGACUUGCAGCCAGCUCUCAACCAACUCCCAGUGCUCAGCACGCCGACAGGAAAUCAUCAAGAUGACCGAACAGUUGAUCGAGAGCAUCAACACCGGAGAUUUCGAGGCGUACACGAAAAUCUGUGAUCCACAUCUGACCGCGUUCGAGCCGGAGGCUCUAGGUAAUUUAGUCGAGGGAAUGGAUUUCCACAAAUUUUACUUUGAUAAUGCAGUCCUGGGGAAAAACUGUAAGGCUGUCAAUACGACGAUCCUGAAUCCCCAUGUCCACCUGCUCGGCGAGGAUGCCGCUUGCAUCGCGUACGUUAGACUGACACAGUACAUGGACAAGCAAGGUGUAGCGCAUACCCAGCAAAGCGAGGAGAGCCGCGUGUGGCACAAGAGGGACAACAAGUGGCAGAACGUGCAUUUCCAUCGAAGCGCAGUGACGGGCCCAUCCCCGUUCUCCUUCAAUCACAAAUAAAUUGGCCAAGAGGAUUGUCUUGCUGCCGCUCUUUAUCCUCCGAUAGAGCGCGAAUGAAUUAACGAAUGUUGGGAAUACGGAGCACAACGUAUUGCUGCGGGCAUCCUCACGACACACACACACACACACACACGCGCGCGCGCGCGCACGCACACGCGCGCGCACACACACACACACACACAUACACACGAAACACACGUCAAGUAUAAAGACGAAGCUACGAGGAAAAGACACACAACGACGUAACGCGCCGUUCAAGACAGUCGGAGAGAGAGAAAACUUUACAGUAACACAAAUACAAACAUAUUUACAUGUAGUAUCAAAUGCGAUAAAACCGAAUGCGAAUCCACAAGAUAUGGCGCAAUCGCCGGCAUGUAUUACUCGCUCCAGUACCUGCUCAGCGUACUUACUACCUAUAUUUACGCGCGCAUCGCACCACGCGUGUCUCGGAGCUCCGACAAGGGAACUACUGCUAGAAAUCAUCGCGAAAAAAGAGUAGAAUCGGUCGAUCAACCGUUUGCAACACUAAGCACCGAGGACGCGAGGUCAACUAGACACUGUCCACUGUCCACUAUCCACGGUUAACGAACGCAACGCGAUUGCGGCGAGGAGGCGGGAGGGAGAGAGCAAGAGAGAGAGAGAGAGAGAGAGAGAGAAAUUUCUGGGUUGCGACUGGGUCAAUCUUCGAUUAUUCCGUCAAUGUCUUAACGUCGUUCGUUUUCAUUUCUCAUUUUGUGACAAUUGCCGAUUCGUCGCAACGACCGAUGACUGAUCGAACGAAUCCAAGUAUCGCUGAAUAUAUUGGAUAUUUUCGGAAAUGAAAAGCGGAAGACGAAACAAGUAUCGUCAGUAAGUUAGUCGAAAGUUGGAAAAUUUAAAUUCGAGGAAAAGUAUACAUAAACGGAAUUGGAUAAGAUGAAUAGCACGUUUGCGCAUUUUGUAGUCGAGUCGUUUAUGGGAUAGACGUUACCGGAAUGAAUAUUUAAUGGCGGAUAAAACGAGUUGGAGUCGGAGAUGGCGAAGAGACAUAGAGAAGGAAAGUACAGGAAGAGGAAGAGGUUGCGCUCAGGAGUAAGAGCGCGAGAAAGAACACGAAUAUCCAAGUACAGAUGUGGGGGAAAAAAAAAGAAAAAAACAGAGACACGGCGUGGGAUGCACAGGAGGGAUGACAGCAGAGCGCGGAAUGGCUCACGAUCGAAAAUGCGAAAAUGCGAAAAUGCGAAAUUGCGACUGGAAGGUAGAACGGAAAGAUCGGUAUUCGCGUUGACGAAUGUUGACGAUCUCAGCGGCAGAAUAUUCCUCCAUGUAAUUCUUUUCUUUGGCUUUCACUCUCGUCUCGUCGCGGCAAGCUGCGAGCGAGCUCUACGCGAGUUGCAUCCAGACACGUGCGAUUGCGCGCGGACGAGAGAGAAAAUCUCGACACAUUCGUGGCGAGAUGCGAUCGAAAAUCUGCACGCGAAAGAUAUCUCGUUUUUACUUAUUUCAUUAACGAUAAGACUUUAUCAAGUUAGAAUUUUCGAUAGUUAGGUAUAUUGGACGCUUUCUACACUCGGUCUCUCGACGCCAGAUAUGUGUCCUCCUCCAAAUGCACAAGUAUUGUUCAAUGGAAAGAAACAGUCGCGACGUAAAGGAUGAGAGAGAAAGAGAGACAGACAGACAGACAGACAGACAGACAGACAGAGAGAGAGAGAGAGAGAGAGAGAGAGAGAGAGAGAGAGAGAGAGAGAGAGAACAUAUGCAGUGUAUAAAUGCACUUGAAUAAAUUUGGUAUCUCUUUCGGAGAAUUGCAUUUUUAUCUAGUGACGUGCAAGAAAGUACUUCGAGCUUUUCGUAUUUAACGUAGAGUAAGUCUGGCGUAUAUAAGCUUUGAUUAUUUCUAUCGCGAUUGGCGAUGAUUCGAAAUGUACAUGACUAUGCCGUCACGAGCGACCACUAUGCGAUAUACAAGUCCUUCGCAAUGUUCCUUCCGAAUAGUAAGUAUCGCUGCGCGAUUAAGACGUUUAAGAAAAAUCGAUAAACUCACCACUGAUAUUCGGUAGAUUACAUCUCGCUACGGAUAAAAAAUAUCCCUCCCUUUCCCUCUUCCUCUCUACUUUAACACACCCCGCGCAACUAUUCUAGGUAGAGAAAAAGGAUCCUAUUAUCGUCAGGUACUUUGAUGACUGGCGUAUUUGCACAUUCGACUAUUUUAAAUGGCGGGUGCUGUGGCAUAUUCGUAAUACCUAUACAGUAAACGGAUAAACACACGACAAAUAUACAUGUAUCCACGUCUUUCCUAUUUUGUCAUAUUAGUCCUGUCUUCUAUUAUAAUUUCACUUGUCGAUCAAUCUCGUAUUCUUGUGCACGUAGAUAAUCGCCUGGUUAACGAAAAAAUAUUCGAGAAGAAAAAUCAUCUUCCAUAAGUAAGAGAAAUUAAAGU
Solenopsis invicta (red fire ant) is the source of this 5092-nucleotide messenger RNA. RefSeq names its product calcium/calmodulin-dependent protein kinase type II alpha chain (gene CaMKII). Bases 763 to 2673 code for a protein of 636 amino acids. Gene Ontology annotation, molecular function: ATP binding; calcium/calmodulin-dependent protein kinase activity; calmodulin binding. Lineage: Eukaryota; Metazoa; Arthropoda; Insecta; Hymenoptera; Formicidae. Gene Ontology annotation, biological process: protein phosphorylation. Gene Ontology annotation, cellular component: cytoplasm; neuron projection. The record is from RefSeq and is a predicted model, not a curated record. The transcript has 19 exons.